Molecule: messenger RNA, 2442 nt
Organism: Eimeria tenella
Lineage: Eukaryota; Apicomplexa; Conoidasida; Eucoccidiorida; Eimeriidae
Exons: 8
Coding region: 1-2442 (813 amino acids)
Source: RefSeq, a predicted model, not a curated record
AUGCAGCAGCCUUUCAGCAGCAGCAGCAACACUGAGGGCCCGAAGCAGCAGCAGCAGCAUGAUGCUGCUGCUGAGCAGUUCCAGCAAGAAGCAGCAGCAGCCUCAGCGCAGCGGCAGGCUCUUCGGCAGCAGCAGCAGCUGCUGCAGCAGCUGCAGCAACAGGUCGCCAGCAGCUUAAGGCAAGCGCAGCAGAGCGACGCAGCAGCAGCAGCUCGCUAUACGGCAGCAGCAGCAGCAGCAGAGGAAUCCCUAGAGGCGGUUCAGGCUGCUGCUGCUGCUGCAGCACAGCGCCGGCAACCUGCGCAGCAGCAGAUCUGCUGCCGGUUUGCUUCGCUCGAGCAGCAGCUGCAGCAGCGUCUGCAGCAGCAGCAGGAGCAGCAGCAGCAAGUCCUCAGGCUCCUCAGGGUGCUGCUGCAGCACGAGUCGCUGGCCCUGCAGCAGACAGAGCGUCCUGCUGCUGCACAGCAGCAGCAGCUACAGGCAGCGCUUGCUGCUUCUGCUGCUGCUCCUGCUGCUGCUGCAGCAGCCGCAACUGGAUAUGCACCCGCAGAUGGCUCACCGGAUCCCCCCAGCAGCAGCAGCGACAGCUGCGGCGCAGCAGAGCGCUUUGCUGCUGCUGUUGCUGCAGCAAAACAGCAAACCGAGAGGACAAGAAGCAGCAGCAAAACUGCAAAGCUUGUGCAUGCGCUGGCGCAGUCUGUGGCUGAGGCUUUUGGGGAGUAUGUUCGGCAGCUGCGUGUUGCUGCUGCUGCUGCAGCAGAGCAGCAGCAGCAGCAGCAGCAGCAAGAGCAACACAAGUACAGAGACGUGAAGCGGCAGCUGCAACAGCGCGUGUCCCCUCAGCACUCGCCGCAGGGGCUGCUGCUGCUACUGCAGCAGCAGCAGCAGCAGGCAACAGCCGCCGCCGCAGCAGAGCAGCAGCAGCAGCAGUGGAACGACGCAGCAGCACAGCUGCAGCUCCGGGUAGUGCCGCAGCUAGACGUAGCAGCAAGCAAGCUCAAAACAGCAGCUUUGCUGCUGCAGCAGCUGCAGCAGCAGCAGCAGCAGCAGCGGGCAUCAGCAGGACAGACGAAGACCUUGCAGCCGUCGUCUCCUGGUGCUGCUGAUGCUGCCGCUGCUGCAGAUGGAGGGCCCGGCUGUUUUGCUGCUGGCGCUGCUGCUGCCUGGAGCAACAGCAGCAGCACAAGGGGCUCGCUGUCUGUAGAUGCUGAGGGAACUUCUGGGAAGCAGCAGCAGGAGGUGCAGCAGCAGCAGCAGCAGCUGCAGGAAGAGUUGCUGCUGCAGCAGGAGCCGCCGCAGCAGCAGAGAGACCAGCAGUUACUCGCAGCAGAGCGGAUGCUGCAUGUAGCAGCAGCAGCAGCAGCAAAAGAAGAGGCGCAGCAGCUGCUGCUGUCCCUUACGCAGCUGCGGCUCUUGUCCACAGCAGCAAGCAAAGCUGCUGCUGCUGGCUCUGCAGAUCUGCAUGCUGUAGCUGCAGCUGCAGCAGCAGGAGCGGAGGCAGAGCAGCAGCAGCAGCAGCAGCAGCAAGCCACGGAACUGCUUGCUGCUGCAUUUGGGGUACCAGACGACCAAUUCGCAUGCUUCACUCCAACCGCAGCAGCAGAAGCAGCAGCAGCAGCAGCAGCAAACAAUGCAGCAGUUGCUGCCAAAGACAGCGCAUUGGAGCGGUGCAGCAGCGGCAACGGAACUCCGCCUGCAGCAGCACCGGCGUUGGCUUGGUGGCUGCAGAAGGCCAACAUGCGGGCGCGGCAGCAGCAACAGCUUCAGCAGCAGCAACGGCAGCAGCAACAGCAGCAGCAACAGCAGCAGCAGCAGGGCAGCAGACGCAGCAGCUGCUCGGAAGAGUUCUGCUUGCGUGGCCCUACUUACAGCAGAAGCAGCAGCUUCGAGAGCUACGACUUUGCAGCGAGCAGCAGCAGGCGCAGCAGCAGCAGCAACAGCAGCAGCAGAAGAAGCAGCAGAGGACGGCAACGCAGCAAAAUGGACUUCUCCUCUCCCCUUCUGCAGUACCCCGGCGGGCCGGCAGCAGCAGCAGGGCGAGAAGACGCGCCGCCAGCAGCAGCAGCAGCAGCGUCAGCGCCAGCAGCAGCAACGGCAGCAGCAGCAGCGCCAGCAGCAACAGCAGCAGCAGCAGCAGCGAGCAAUCUUGUCGUCAGCGCCAGCUCUCCUGCUCUGGUUUCGUCUUCAUCCGAGUCUGAUUGGGUACGUGGAACAGCAGCAGCAGCAGCAGCAGCGGAGCCUGCUGCUGCUGCUGCGCUAGAGGGCGACAGCGUGUCUUUGAGAGAUUUGGACUCACUGAAAGUUUUGAGUUUCAAUUUGGCUUCCUCAACAGAAACCUCAAAAACUCCUGCAGUUGCUGCUGCUGCUGCUGCUGCUGCUGCUGCGCAGCAGCAGCAGCAACAGCAACAGCAGCAGCUGCAGCUCGUCUCUGUCGCUGGCUGA